This is a messenger RNA of Naegleria gruberi, 3703 nucleotides long. RefSeq lists its product as uncharacterized. The coding region runs from base 227 to 3643 and encodes 1138 amino acids. The transcript has a single exon. Lineage: Eukaryota; Heterolobosea; Eutetramitea; Acrasida; Naegleriidae. The record is from RefSeq and is a predicted model, not a curated record.
CAACGUUGUUUUUUUUCAUUCAUCAUAUUUGAGAGAGUUUUGAACGUAGAGUUGAGCGCCAAAGUUUGAACAACAACAACAACAAUAGACUUUCGAAAAAAGCGCCAACGUUUUGAACCUUUAAUAACGAUCGUUGCGUUUGUAACUGAACUGAAAAUAUUACUUUUGAGAAGGGUUAAUUUAUUUUCUAUAUAUAUAUUUAUUGGGUGUGCGAUUGAGUAAUAAUAUGAGAAAGCAACAACCAAUUUUGAUAUCAGCUUUAUUGCUGGUUGUCUUGUUGAUUGUGUCCUUUAUGACACAUUCAUCUCUCCAACAAUCAACUGGUUCUGAAAAUCCAAUGUAUUUUGAUGGUGCCAUUACUAAUGAUGGAGAACCAGGAUUUGAAGAAUGUCCAGGAGUGGUUUGUCUUUGUGGAAAAGUUCAAGUCGUUAACGGAAAAUGUGUUUGUCCAGAUUGUCCAAAUAAUUGUCCAACAGGAUCAAAGGAUUGUACUGCAGAAUGUGCCAACAAAGGGCUUUUAUUAGAAUCUAUUUCAAAGGACUCUGUUGGAUGUGAUCAAUGUAUCUGUAAAUGUAAAACUGAAACUGAAGCUUGUCCAUUGAUUGGUACCUGUGAUAGCAGACAAUACGAUAUUACUUAUGGAACUGUUGGAGGAAUUUCUGGUUGCAUUACUAAUUGUACAUGUAAACCACCAAUUGUUAUUCCACCACCUUGUGUUAAUGCCACAAGUUGUGAUCAAUGUAACUCAGUUUUGGGAUAUGAUAUUGUUUUGAAUCAAACAACUGGAUGUAAUCAAUGUUCUUGUAAGACUUGUCCAACCCUUAAUUGUGCUGCUUCCUGUUUGUAUGGAUUCACUCUUUCUGAUUCAGGACGUGGUGACGGUUGUCAAGUUUGUAAUUGUUCUUGUCCACCAACUCCAAAAUGUGAAUCUGUCUGCCCAUAUGGUUAUAUUAUUGGUAAGGAUGCCAAUGGUUGUGAUGCUUGUUCAUGUAAUCCUCCACCAGCUUGUACACCUGAUGAUGCUUCCAAAUGUAAUACUGUCACUUGUCCAUACGGUGGUUCUUUGAAGAAUGAUCAAUAUGGUUGUCCAAAGUGUGUCUGUUAUACUUGUCCUGAAGCUCCAAUUUCUUACUGUCAAGCUAACUGUCCAUACGGUUAUGUCAAUACUACACAAACAUCAAGUGAUGGUGCUCGUUGUCCAACCUGUGAAUGUUUGAGAUGUCCAGUUGUUAAUAUUGAAAAGUGUAAUAGCAGCUGUGUUUAUGGUGGUUCUUAUGCUUUCGAUCCUAGCUCUGAAUGUAACUUGUGCAAGUGUAACAAGUGCCCACCAAGUCCUCCAGAUUGUCAACAAGUUUGUGGUAAUAAGCUUAGUCACACCUAUGAUUCUGACUCCAAUGGAUGCCCAGUUUGUAAGUGUACUCAAUGCCCUGCUGUUGAUUGUGAUGCUGUUCAAUGUCCAUAUGGAUAUCAAUACAAGUACAAUACUGAUACUGGUUGCCGUCAAUGUGUCUGUAAUCAACCACCAGUUUGUCCAACUACCCCACCAGAUUGUACCUCUCUUAAUUGUCCAAAUGGUUACUAUUACACUACUGACUCUAAGGGAUGUCAAUCAUGUAAAUGUAAUGACACUGCUUGCCCACAACCAGAACCAGACUGUAUUGCUCAAUGUACUUUUGGUGUUGCUGAAGUUUCCUAUGACAGCAACAAGUGUAAACAAUGCAAAUGUCUUGAAUUCAAAUGUCCACCAACUAGCUGUGCUGAUGUUUGUGGUUCUAUUGGUAUUAAGGAAACUACUGUUGAUGAAAAGGGCUGUACCAAGUGUACCUGUAAUACUCCUCCAGUUUGUACUGAAGAUGUCAAUUGUAGAGAUACCUGUGGUACUUUGAAGUAUGCUACUUAUCGUGACAAUUACAAUUGUACUAGAUGCAAAUGUUAUAAGCCAACUUGUCCAGAUACUCUCCCAAUUUGUGAAGCUCAAUGUGGAACUCUUCCUUAUGAAAUGAUUACCGAUGAUUCUGGAUGUGAUAUGUGCAGAUGUAUUGCUCCACCAACUUGCCCACAACCAGAACCAGAUUGUAUUGCUCAAUGUACUUUCGGUGUUGCUGAAGUGUCUUACAAUGCUAAUGGUUGUAAACAAUGCAAAUGUCUUGAAUUCAAGUGUCCACCAACCAAUUGUGGAGAUGUUUGUGGAAGUGCUGGUAUUAAGGAAACAACUGUUGAUGAAAGAGGAUGUACCAAGUGUACCUGUAAUACUCCUCCAGUUUGUGCUGAUGAUGUCAAUUGUAGAGAUACCUGUGGUACUUUGAAGUAUGUCACUUAUCGUGAUAACUACAACUGUACUAGAUGUAGAUGUAUCAAACCAACUUGUCCAGAUCUUUUACCAAACUGUUCUGCUAUCUGCGGUUCUGACAUGUUUGAAAUGGUUAAGGAUGCUAAUGGUUGUGAUCAAUGUAAAUGCAAGGGAGAACCAAUUAUUGUCUGUCCACCAAUUCCAGAUUGUAAUGACAGAUGUGGAGGUUCUCAAUACUUUGAAAAGGUUGCUGUUGAUAAUUAUGGUUGUAAAUACUGCCAAUGUAAGAAUUGUGUCCAAUGCAAGUGUUGUAAAUCAAAGAAGAUUACCAUUCCAAUUGUUAAACAUGUUCCAAAGAGAGUUUACAUUCCUUACACUGUUUGGUAUGAUCCAGCAUUCUUCGAUAAGGUCAAGAAUAACUUCCAAACUAAGGAAGAAGUCAAGAUUGCCAUUGAAAAGAGAUACAAUUAUAUUGUUGUUUUGAGAAAGAAGAUCACCAUUUACAGAAGAGCUUUGGUCAAUCUCAGAAUUAUCUUGAAGCAAUUGGUUAUCAAGAAGAAGAUUUCUGCUUCCAUGUUUAAGAAGGCUGACGAAAUGGCUAGAAAGAGAAAGAAACUCCUCGAAGAACAAGUUAAGGAACAAACCAUCUGUCUCACUUCUCUCGAUAAUCACAUCAAGGCCAUUGUCAAGCUCAUCAAACAACUUGGUUACAAUACUCAUGCUCCAGCUGUAUGUGCCUAUGUUGCUGGUACUAAGAGAUGUGGUUUGAGACCAUCAUUUAUCAAUGAAUUGGUCUCCUCUUAUUUGAAGGACAAUGUCUUCACCAAGAUUAUCUAUACCAAGAUCCCAACCUCUGUUUCUGAUAUUGAUAAGGAUCUUGCUGGCCAAACCAUUCGUUACACUAGAACUUCUGCCACAUGGAAGGUUCAAGUUAUCAAACUCAAUAAGAGAGUUAAGAAUGCUGUUUGGAAGAUUGUUCUCAAACAAGUUUUGAAGAAUGGCAAGAAGGUCAAGAGAACCAUCAAGAAGAUCUUGAAGAUUGCCAAGAAGAAUAAGGAAACUGCCAUCAGGGGUAAGAAGGCCAAGAAGAUCUUCAUCAGAAAGGUUCUCAUGCGUAGAUUUAGAUCUAGAGUUGUUAGAGCUGCCCGUAAGGCACUUGCUACAUCUGAGAUUAAACAAUUGAACGAGCAAUUCAAACCAACCUCAACUGAACGUGUCAUUGCCACUAGAGUGACACAAGAAAUCAUGUACUUACCAAAGGACAUUUUGAGUCAAUCUGAUGAAAUUCUUAAAGCUUUGCUCAGCCAAAAAUAUGCCUACACUCCGUUAGAAGAUAAGAAGCAAUACGAGUAAAGCAAUCAACACUAAUUUUCAAAAUAAAUCAAAAUAUAUCAAUUAAAAUUAUUAAAAAAA